Lytechinus pictus (painted urchin) is the source of this 3411-nucleotide messenger RNA. RefSeq names its product muskelin-like. Bases 1 to 1215 code for a protein of 404 amino acids. The record is from RefSeq and is a predicted model, not a curated record. Lineage: Eukaryota; Metazoa; Echinodermata; Echinoidea; Temnopleuroida; Toxopneustidae. Gene Ontology annotation, molecular function: protein binding. The transcript is spliced from 10 exons. Gene Ontology annotation, cellular component: cytoplasm.
AUGGUACGGUACCGGUAUUACGCAAUCCCCCCAGCCAAGGGCAAGUUCAAGGAAGGUAGGAAAACGGAGUGGCGUUGCAUGAGGAAUAUACUCCAAGAUAACUCUAAGGAUCAGUCUUCAAGAUGGUCAUCGGAUAAUAACUGUACACCCCAGUACAUCAUUCUCAAGCUGGAGUCUUGUUGCUUGAUGGACAGUAUCACUUUUGGAAAGUAUGAGAAGCCACAUGUGUGCAAUGUGAAAAAGUUUAUCAUCUAUGGAGGACUGACAGUAGACCACAUGGUUGAACUCACAUCGGGUGGCCUCAAGAAUGAUAAUGUGAAGGAGAGUUUUUCACUCAAGUAUGUUGUGAAUGGAAAUCCAGUGCCUUGUCGUUAUAUCAAGAUUGUGCCUCUGCAAUCAUGGGGACCUUGCUUUAGUUACAGCAUCUGGUACAUAGAAUUAAGAGGAAUAGAUGAUCCAGAUAUUGUACAACCAUGCCUUCUUAUGUAUAAUGAGUAUCGAGAAAGCCAAGCUAUCAGAUUGUGCCUAAAGCACUUCCGUCAGAACAACUACCAUGAAGCCUUCCAGAGUUUACAGAAGAGGUCGAAGGUCAACUUAGAGCAUCCAUUGCUGACAGAGUUGCAUAGCAAGCUGGUGAGAGAAGGUGAUUUUGAUAGAUGUGAACAGAUCAUUGAUAUAGCUUCACAAGAUGGUCUCUUCAAUACAUAUAUUGCUAAUCAAGAUUAUAAGCCUCACUGGAAGCUUUUAUCACCCCUUACUGUUUGUGAAGAUGAGAGCAGACCCGGUAUGAGAGGUGGACAUCAAAUGUGUAUGGAUGUAAAUACAGAGAUGAUCUAUUUAUUUGGUGGAUGGGAUGGUACAACUGAUCUCGCUGAUUUCUGGGUAUUCAGUGUACAGGAAAAUGAAUGGACAUGUCUUUCAAAAGACACUGAAAAAGAGGGUGGUCCUUCAGCUCGGUCAUGUCAUAAGAUGUGUAUUGAUCCAAGGAGGCAUCAGAUCUUUAUCUUGGGUAGAUACAUGGAUCAAACCAUGAGGAACACUUCUCCAUUAAAGAGUGAUUUCUACGUGUAUGACAUUGCAUCUGCUAAAUGGACAUUGAUAUGUGAUGACACAGGAUCUGAGGGUGGUCCAAGACUAAUCUUUGAUCAUCAAAUGAGCAUGGAUUCAGAGAAAUCUACUAUCUUUGUAUUUGGUGGUAGGAUUCUUACAAGGUAAGAUUUAGUUUCCUUCUUAAGAUAUAACUUUUCUUCCACAGUUGAAUCUGAGAUAAGUUUUUGUCUCGCCUGCAUAGAGAGCGAGACUACAGGCGCCGCUUUCGACAGCGUCGUCAACAUUUAAAUCUUAACCAAGGUUAAGUUUUUGAAAAGUCAUCAUAACUUAGAAAGUAUGUGGACCUAGUUCAUGAAACUUGGACAUAAGGGUAAUCAAGUAUAACUGAACAUUCUGCCUGACUUUCAGGUCACAUGAUCAAGGUCAAAGGUCAUUUAGGGUCAAUGAACUUAGACCAUGUUGGGUGAAUCAAAUCGAAAUCUUAACCAAGGUUAAGUUUUUGAAAUGUCGUCAUAACUUUGAAAGUAUAUGAACCUAGUUCAUGAACUCCUGCCUGAGUUUCAGGUCACAUUAGAGUCAAUGAACUUUGGCCAGGUUUGGGAAAUUUAUGGAUUUGUUGUCAUAACUAGAUCUAGUUCAUGAAACUUGGACAUACAUGUAAGAGUAACCAUGUAUCCCUGAAUAUCCUGUGCACGUUUCAGGUCACAUGACCAAGGUCAAAGGUCAUUUAGGGGCAACAAACUUUGAUUUUGUUGGGGGCAGUGAUGUAUGACUCGAGUCUGAUUUCGCCGGACUGGAGGGUUCAUUACUCGGUCUCGGACUUGGGGCCCAUGACUCGGCUACGAGACCGGAUUAAUUUGGCGCUAAUGCACACAGUUUCCAUACUCCUAAAUUUCCCCCAAAUUUCACACGUACACAAUAUUUUCAAACAUCACUCAUCACACAAAUUUCAAGUCAGAUCACAGAGUACACGUUACCCGUAUUAACCUAACUAGUAGGCUAUUGCCUAUGCAAUACUAGAAUUCGCAGUACAUGUUACGCGUCGAUAUAAAACUCUAUGAUUAGUACCUACACUGAAAUGAACUUACGAUAAAGUGGCAUUGUUGCCAAAUUGGGCUACACAGACUCUGUGUCCACUAAAGGGCAUUUUCACAACAGAUGGACACAGAGGCAAAAAAAUCAAGUUGAUAUUCAUGUCAAAUGCUUUAUGUUUUUUGAUAAAACAAGACCUGAAGUUUCUGAGACAAAUUUUUUUCCGACUCUGGCAGCCAUUUUUUAUUUCAAAAUGGCUGCCAAAGUAUGGAUACAAAUUAGUGUUGAAAAUAGUAUAUUGAUACAUAUUUUGUUUUGACAGAUUUUUAAAGAACAGGUUUGAUCAUGAUGUUUUUGCCUGUGAUUUAGCUUGCUAUUAUAACACUUUUUAAAAUCCCACAGAAAGAAACACCAGUAAUUCAUUCAUCUGAUUAAAAAACAUUGAUAUGAAGUAUGUGAUAUGGUAUGUAAUGUCAGUUACCAAAAACAUGAACUUUUUUUCUCAUUUCCUGGAAAAGAGGAUAUAUUAUAUGAAACUCGGUAGAUUUCCUCUCUAGGUAACACCCCUCCCUUCUACACCAAUAUUAAAGAUUACCAAUUAACAAUGAAGCCAUAGGGUACCAUUAAAUAUAUGUAAUGUCAGUUACCAAGUGGAAAAUGUAAUGUCAGUUACCGAGAUGUAAUGUCAGUUACCAUGAUAAAACGUUGGUUACCAAUAUUGAAAUACAAAUAUGUGGUAAAUUUUAUGGUGAAGAAAUAUUGUAUACUUGUUAUUUAAGUCUUUCACUUUAAAAGUCACACCAGAAGGAGCUUGCUAUUGACUUUUAAAAGGUAUAGUUCACAAGGAAUACUAUAUGAAAUUAUGAAGGAAGUUGCAUUUCCAUCCUGCAAAAAAAAUUACUAUGAAAUUGUUUUGUACAUGCACUUACCAAGUACCUAAUUGUUUGUAUCAGACAAUUUCUUGUUUGGUUUUUUUUUUGGGGGGUAGGGGGUACUUUCCCCAACCUAUUGCCUAAAUCUGCAAAUUUUUUUAAGCUUAACAUUGUGAUGAAGGGGAUUUCCAGGUUCCCUUUUUUAGUUUCUAGGAUUCUUUUGAGCAUUGCCUCACUAAAAGUAAAUUCCUGGUUUUUAUACCUGUUAGUAGUGUAGAUGUGUGAUACAAGUUUGUUUUUGGUUUACAAGUAUAGAUGAAAAGUGAAAUUUGACAGCUCUGAUCAAUGUUGCAUGGAUCUACUAAAACUGUGGGGUUUUUUCAAAUUUACAAAUAGUUCAGUUUCAAUUUAGAAGCUGGAGUUUAUUUUUUGUUGACAGCUUAUAAAAGAAAUUAGC